CUGUGCCCGCUCCGCCGCCGGCACAGGGAGAACGAGCAGCCGGCACAGGGUGAACCACAACCCCCGGGGAGGGUGAAACGCCGCCCGGCCGAGGGGUGAACAACCAGCCGGGCGCGCCCCCCGCCCGCCUUCCCUCCUCCCUCCCUUCCUCCCUCCCCUCUUCCUUCCCCUCCCUCCCCGUCCCUUCCUCUCUCCGCCUGGUGCCGCCACCGCCGAGGAGGAGGAGGAGGAGGAGGAACAUGGCGAAAGCGGAGCAGGUCCUCAGCCUCGAACCGCAGCACGAGCUCAAAUUCAAAGGUCCUUUCACAGAUGUUGUCACUACAAACCUGAAGCUCGGCAACCCCACAGACAGAAAUGUUUGCUUCAAAGUUAAGACCACAGCACCACGUAGAUACUGUGUAAGGCCCAACAGUGGAAUUAUCGAUGCAGGAACAUCAAUUAAUGUUUCUGUGAUGCUACAGCCUUUUGACUAUGACCCUAAUGAGAAAAGUAAACACAAGUUUAUGGUUCAGUCUAUGUUUGCUCCAGCUGAUACUUCAGAUAUGGAAGCAGUAUGGAAAGAAGCAAAACCGGAAGAACUCAUGGAUUCGAAACUUAGGUGUGUGUUUGAGCUACCAGCAGAAAAUGAUAAGCCUCAUGACAUAGAAAUAAAUAAAAUUGUAUCCACAACUGCAACAAAGACAGAUUCCUCUGUAAUGUCUAAAUCAAUAAGUUCUUCUUUGGAUGACACUGAAGUUAAGAAAGUAAUGGAAGACUAUAAGAGGCUUCAAGUAGAAGUUCAGAGGUUACGGGAGGAGAAUAAACAGUUUAAGGAAGAAGAUGGACUGCGGAUGAGGAAGGUACCCCAGCCAAACAACCCAAUCUCUCCUUCUGCAGCUGCUGUCAAGGACGAAGGGCUCAGCUCCAGACUACUUGCUUUGGUGGUUUUGUUCUUUGUCUUUGGUGUAAUUAUAGGAAAAAUAGCCUUGUAGAGGCAGCAUGCUGGAAAUUGUAAAUUGGUUUGAUGGUUCUGCCAUAUCAUUGGAUUAAAUUUAUUCAUAACAAUGUUUAAAAAAAAAAAAAAUUAAUGUAUGACAUCUCACAGGUCUUGCCUUUAAAUUACCCCUGCACAAAUACUAUGUAACAUAAUCUAGAAAGUUUAAAAUGUACGAUGAGCGAAGGAAUGAGAGAGAACACGCUUCAGUGAUGAAGGGGAGGGGGGGAGAAAAUCCUGAUUUAACACUACAAUGGAAUAUUGUAUAUGUCAUUUUAAACAUUCUUAGACCCUGGUACAUGUUGCUGGAUUACCUCUUUUUAAAAAGAAAAAGAAAAAAAAAAGGAAAACUAGAAAAAAAAAAAUUAAACCCUCUUCCUCCAGUGCUGGAGCUGGCCCUAGGGAUGUUUGGAGCUGGGUUAGGCAGGAGGUGUCGAUAACUUCUGUAAAAUACGUUAAUCCACCAUUCUGCUCAUAAAUUUAACAGUUUCUGUCGGUGUCUUCAGCUCUGUGCAAGUUCCCAGUUUCUUGGCACUUCCUGAGUGGUGAGCAGCUGCAGAGAGCCGUGUGUGGGCAGGGGGGGUGCCGGGCAGCACCGAGGGGCUGGUGCUGAUGGCGGGACGCGCUUGGGAUGAGGGGGCGAUGGAUGCCUUGUUCUCACCGAGGGGACCAAGCUACACUGCUGUCGGGUCAUUUAGUCCAAUUAAAAAUGUUAUUCGGAGAUGUUUGAAUGCAUAUUUGACUUCUUUAAUGUAUUUCAUCUCAUGUUUCCUUCUCGUCCCAAAACUGACUAAUCCUGCGUGGUCUGAAAAGGCUCCUGUUCAAAGCCAGUGACUUAGAGCAAAAAACUUGCUGCUGUGCUGGUGUGAGAUUCUUCUGCCUCCUGGUGUUUUGGGCACUACACAAUUAAUUGUUGGGAGUUUUGAUCAUCUGAGCAUUGGGGAAAAAAGUGGUCAGGAAACUUGUUUUUGUAUGUAAAUAAGUCUAUCUAGGGGAAAAAAAAAAUAUUAGUAGUAAACUAGUCCUAUGCCGUAAAAGACCAAUCCUGUUCGACUAUGUAGCAUCUUAAAAAAAAAAAAAAAAAAAAAAA
Messenger RNA from Empidonax traillii (willow flycatcher), 2063 nucleotides. RefSeq names its product VAMP associated protein B and C (gene VAPB). The record is from RefSeq and is a predicted model, not a curated record. NCBI's taxonomy places the organism in Eukaryota, Metazoa, Chordata, Aves, Passeriformes, Tyrannidae. Gene Ontology annotation, biological process: endoplasmic reticulum membrane organization. The transcript has 6 exons. Gene Ontology annotation, cellular component: plasma membrane; endoplasmic reticulum membrane. Gene Ontology annotation, molecular function: FFAT motif binding. The coding region runs from base 240 to 971 and encodes 243 amino acids.